Spinacia oleracea (spinach) is the source of this 2258-nucleotide messenger RNA. RefSeq lists its product as uncharacterized. The transcript has 5 exons. NCBI's taxonomy places the organism in Eukaryota, Viridiplantae, Streptophyta, Magnoliopsida, Caryophyllales, Amaranthaceae. The record is from RefSeq and is a predicted model, not a curated record. Gene Ontology annotation, molecular function: phosphatidylinositol binding; metal ion binding. Bases 385 to 1977 code for a protein of 530 amino acids.
AAUUGAUUAUGCCUUUUGGGCUUUCCCCUCUUUGCUGCCUUCUACGGUUCUACCUGAUUUUAUUUCCGUCCACCAUUUAAAUUGCUCAAAAUUUCCCUUCUCCAAAUUCUAUCAAUAAGCAACAUCUUCAUCAUGAUCAUAGUAAUUUGAACAAAUUCAAUUAAUCGAAUCCAAUUUAAUCAAAAUAAGCCCUAAACCUAAACCCCAAUUCCUUAAUAAUCAAUUACUCUUUCGUAGUAUUAUUUGAUUCAAUUAAUUGAAAACAAGUAGUACGGAGUAAUAGAAUCGGGGCAAAAGCAACGAAGAAGUAUUCAUUGAUACCUAUUAUAGUUGUUCAUCAUUUUCUCUCUCAUGGUGGUUCAUCGAAAUUGAUUGAAAAUUUCCAUGGCAGAAACAUCCGAACCUUCUUCGUCAGUUGAGGAUAGCAAUCUUCGAUACCCAAAGAUUGAACUCCAUGAUUAUGAACCCCGCGCGUUUCCUCCGCUGGUUCCUAAAGAGGUUGAUAGAUGUGAAAGAAACAACAAUAACGGGGUAGAUGAUGAAGUUGGGGAAGAUGAAAAAAAAGAGAUGGUGCAUUCUGAAUUGAAGCCUUCCUCAAAUCCGGAGAUGAAUAAUGAUGUCCUGCAUAGUACAGUUGCUGGAAGUCAGAAGCAUGGUAAAUUCUUCAUUUAUGAUGCCCCUGUUUCUGAAGAAACUGGGUUUUGGAUUCCUGUCUCUGUCCCUCCUCUUCCGGAAAGUGAACAUGAAAAUUGGGCUUCAAAUCCUUCUUUAAAUGGGGGCUACCUGCCUGAUGCAGAUAUGGAUUGGAAUCAUUUUGUUGGAGAAAAUAAGGAGCUAACAAUGUGGGAUGUGGUUACGGAGAUGGUGAUUAUGGCGGGUGGGAAGGUUAAGGCGAUUGCUUCGGGGGACUUUCAUCAACGGCAACUCGCCUGGUUAUCAGCUAACUUCCUGGAGCAAGCUUGGAAGGAAAUGGCUCAAACUCUUACGGAGGCUACUGUAGUGAAUGUGCAGGAAAUUUUGGAGGCAGAGCCUCCACGUUGGCUUCCUGACAGUUCUGCAUCAGCCUGCAUGCUUUGUAGUGUACGUUUCCAUCCUAUCAUUUGCUCCAGGCAUCACUGUCGCUUUUGUGGGGGAUUGUUCUGCAGCGAAUGCUCAAAGGGGAGGAGUCUAUUGCCUGCAAAGUUCCGUAUUUCAGAUCCACAGCGAGUCUGUGACGUUUGCUGCGUGCGUUUGGAGUCUGUGCAGGGGUAUUUGAUGGACCAAGUUAGUCGUGCUGCACAGUUGCCGACCUAUGAUUUGACUGAUCUCAGUACCUUGAGAUCUUGGCUGAAUUUCCCGUGGAGCCAGUCCAUGGAAUAUGAGAUUUACAAGGCGACAAAUGCACUCAAAAGCUAUAACAAGAUGGGUGCUAGAUCCGCUGAAAAGUGCAUCCCAGACGCUAUUUUGAAGCAAGCAAAAGGCCUUGCCAUUCUUACUGUCGCCAAAGUUGGCACCGUUAUGACUUACAAAGUAGGUACCGGGUUGGUUAUUGCUCGAAGAAAAGAUGGUUCUUGGUCUGCUCCGUCUGCCAUUGCUUCAUUUGGAUUGGGUUGGGGAGUACAGGUAGGAGGACAAUGUACAGAUUUUAUAAUUGUGUUGAGAACUAGUGAAGCGGUUAAGAUGUUUGGAGGAAAUAUGCACAUCUCUUUUGGUGCUGGAAUGAGUGCAGCCGCUGGAGUUGUGGGAAGGUCUGCAGAAGCUGAUAUACGCGCUGGAGACGGAGGUGUAGCAGCUUGUUAUACAUAUAGCUCCAGUAAAGGUGCAUUUGUUGGUUGUUCCUUUGAGAGUAAUAUUGUUACAGCUCGUCAUAAUGAAAAUUCCAGAUUUUAUGGAAAUUCAUCACUGAAGGCGUCUGACAUUUUACUUGGACCAUUGCCAAGACCUCCUGCUGCCGCCAUCCUCUAUGAUGCAUUAUCAGAUUUAUAUCAGAAUCUCUGAAUGAAUCUUGUAUGUAUUGUUCAUGCUUGGAUCUCAACUGUAGAUUCUCUCUGCCUUCUGCUAAUUCUUCUUCUUCUUCAAGUUACGCCAUCUCAUUGAUUUUUUUUUUUACAAAAAAGCACUUGGUGGUGGAUACAUGGUUGUACAGUAACAUUUUCGAAUAUUGAUAUGUUUUUCUUCAAGUUGUUGAAAUCAGAAACUUCUCCGAAAUAACCAGAUUGUAAAUAUUAACAUUAGUCGUUGAAAUCUUGAAAUCUAUUAUUGGGCUACAAUUCUAUUCA